This is a messenger RNA of Megalopta genalis, 2770 nucleotides long. RefSeq names its product BRCA1-associated protein. The record is from RefSeq and is a predicted model, not a curated record. Gene Ontology annotation, molecular function: zinc ion binding; ubiquitin protein ligase activity; nucleic acid binding. Lineage: Eukaryota; Metazoa; Arthropoda; Insecta; Hymenoptera; Halictidae. Gene Ontology annotation, biological process: Ras protein signal transduction; protein ubiquitination. Gene Ontology annotation, cellular component: cytoplasm.
GACUGCAGUAUGACUUCGUUCUUUUAUGCGUCAUUUAUUUAAAGAAGAUCAAGAUUGGUUCUAAUUGUAUGAACGCAUCAAAAUUGACAGAUACAGGCAUAUUCGAAUAAAUGGAGUUCUACUGUGUGUAGUCAUAAUAAUUAAAGUGAUCCAUACCACGAAACAUUCAUACACAAGCUGACUUGCACAUCUAAUCUAACUAACAGAGAAGAAAAAAGUAACAGGCUUUUUAAGAAGGUAGUUGGUUAGCUCUACCUUAAAUGUUGAUAGAAGCGCCAUCGAUCUACGAAUCGACUUCUAUAGAAUCCGAUAAGUGCCUGAACGGAAUUAAACAAAUUAAACCACGACAGUUUGUAAUAAUGCGCAAAAAGUAUUAUUACAUGGAAUGAGUUCUCCUAUUUCGGUAUCUCUCUGCGUUAUUCGCGUCGAGAUAGUUGACGAAGAUUCCGAAGAAACGAAUGGAGCUAGAGCUGCCAAGAUGAGAGGUCGUAGAGAACCAACAAGAAUAAAUAUGGAGAAUUGCACAAAUCUUACGGACAAACCAGACUUAUCGCUCCCUUCUCAAGGAACUAGCACAUCUGGUUCUACUUCUAGAGCUAAUUCUGAGGAAACUACUUAUGAUAAUUCAGAUAUGGCAUGUGCAAGUGCUUGUGCUUACGAUCAAAUCAAUUUUAUUUCUGGAAAUCCAUUUGUUGAAGUGACUAAAGGCAUUAUACACUUGUAUAAGGAGAAUAAAUUAACAGACAUACGUCAAGCAGCAGAACGCACUCAGACUAUCUGUAUUCUAGCAGUCCCAGCCACAAUGACCUGCCAUGAUCUUUUAAGAUUUACAGCACCUUGUCAUCAAGAUAUACGACAUUUUAGGAUACUUAGAGAUGGUAGUCCUAAUCAGUAUAUGGCUUUAAUUACCUUCAAAACAGCAAAUGCUGCAACAGAAUUUUAUGGGUCAUUUAAUGGUACUCCAUAUAAUUCCUUCGAACCAGAUGUUAUCUGCCACAUGGUGUUUGUGUAUAGCGUAGAAGUAACAUAUAAUGCAAUGCCCUUGUCCGGGCACACAGAACUACCACUUUGUCCAGUGUGUUUGGAAAGAAUGGAUGAAAGUGUAGACGGCAUCUUAACCAUACUAUGUAAUCACACAUUUCAUGCAAGUUGUUUAGCUAAAUGGGGAGAUACUACUUGUCCAGUUUGUAGAUAUGCUCAAACCCCUGAGUCACUUGCAGACAGCUACUGCAUGGAAUGUAAUAGCAGUGAAAGUAACGAUGCUUUGUGGAUCUGCCUAAUAUGCGGACACAUUGGUUGCUCACGAUAUCAUCAGGGACACGCGUUCCAACAUUAUUGUGAAACACAGCAUUGCUAUGCUAUGCAAUUGGGGAAUAACAGAGUUUGGGAUUAUGUGGGAGAUAAUUUUGUUCAUCGAUUGUUACAAAACAAAGACGGAAAGAUGGUCGAAGGCGGCCCAACGGCAACUAAAGCUGAAGGUGCUGCAAUGGAGGAAAAAGUAGAUUCUGUACAGUUGGAAUUUACUUACCUUUUGACUUCGCAAUUAGAAACUCAGAGACAAUACUUCGAAGAUAGACUUUCCCGAUUAGAGCAACAUUCUCUUGUACAAACUACAGAACUUCGAGAAAAAUUAAGUCAAGUAACAGAAGAGAGCGCAAAAGUGAAGGAGGAGUUGGCAAUACUCAAUCGUGAGAAACAAAAUGUAGAGAAGCGGUUGCAACAAGUUAGUAAUAAGUUAGGACAAGUACAAUUGGAAUUAACUGAGGAAAAAGAGCUAAGAAAAGCAUUAGAAUUGAAUCAAGUGUCGUGGAAAGAUAAAUAUCAAACACUGCAAAAUGAAAUGACUGAAUAUAAGAACAGUAAAACAAGAGAGGUCACAGAUCUAAAAGAACAAGUCCAGGACUUAAUGUUCUACAUCGACGCUCAAAGGAAAGUGGAAAAUUCGGAAUUAAGGGAAGAAAUAGCAACAGGUCGCAUAAUGAUUCCAGAAACAUCUGGUACCGUUAAAAAGAAUACUCGGUCUUCUAAGUCUCGCAAAAAACGCUGAUGUUAUUAUUUGGGAAUUAUAUAUAGCAAUUAAAAUUUAAGUCGCGCAUAGGAGUCAUCGAUUUUUUAUGAUUUUAAUUGUAUUAUAAUUAAAAUAUAUGCGGCGCAAAACUUAAAAUUUAAUUUAUUAAUUUUAAUAAAUAAUGAUAUAGAAAAGAAACAAAACUAGUAAAAUAAGACCAAAAUUUAUAACGUAACUUUUCGAAGUGAAUAAUCUAACGUGUCUGUUUAUUUCAUGAAAGUAUUGCGACGACAAUUCUUUAAGAUUCAAUGUUUUGAAAAUAAGGAAGAUAUACGAAAUGAUACAUAUUUUAUAUAUAAAUCAAUGUCUAGUGUAUAGGUAUAGCUAUGUGGAAAAUUAAUUUUUUAAUUAUUUCCUUUCUUUAAUGUCUACAAAAAUAAAUGAAUUGAACAUAUUAUUGUAUUUAUUAUAUUCCGUAAAACUGAUAUUUCAGGAAAGAAAAUAUACGUUUUAGGUCCUCUAACUAGGCAUAUGAAAAUUAACUUAAUUAGAUACUUGGUCUCUUCUCCUACUUUUUGCAUAAAAGUUUUAUGAACUGUAACAGGCGAGAAACUUUGAUACGAAAACUGUUAAAUGUCGUAUUUAAUAGUUUUUUAGGUUUCGUUCAAUAUAUUCAUUAAUUAUUUCAACGAAAGCAAUGUAAAAAAUAUCGAGCAUGAGGGACGUUGUGUACUCUAAUAAAAGUUAACUUAAAAAGUUUCA